Trichoplusia ni (cabbage looper) is the source of this 2617-nucleotide messenger RNA. RefSeq lists its product as uncharacterized. The coding region runs from base 145 to 669 and encodes 174 amino acids. The transcript is spliced from 2 exons. The record is from RefSeq and is a predicted model, not a curated record. NCBI's taxonomy places the organism in Eukaryota, Metazoa, Arthropoda, Insecta, Lepidoptera, Noctuidae.
AUAACUUUGUUUGACAAUGACAAGUACACCAACAUCGUUGUUCUAUCUUGUUUUUUGAUAAUAAUAUAAGAUCUCAGUUUUAUUUUGGUGUAUAAUUUUAAACGAAGGUUCGAUUCAAUUGUGUCACCGAAUAAACUAAGAAAAAUGAAUACAUCAAAACAUGCUGUUCGGAAAUUUUGCUAUGAUGACGAAACUGGUGAAACAGUUAUGUACAACGUAAAUGAUGAAACCGGGGAGCCUUUACUUGAUACCAUUUCGCCGCCUAUCUAUAGAGAUUUUGGAAACGCCACUGAUUCCGAACACAAAGAAAAGUACAUGAAGUUCCCGCGCGGGUACAUGAGUAAGACUAAGAAGUUUCAGUCACUGAAAGCUAAUAUAAUUGCAGGUUCUAAUCAGAUAAGCCACCGUUUGCUUCUCAUACCGACACUAAUGAUAUGUCCCAGUCUUUUUUGUGUUCUACUGAUGAUACUGGAGGUAUAUCUGCAUGUGCGAUGCCACAAGAAAAAUAAAAUGUUGAAUGAUCCUAAUUUGUAUUACCGUAGUCCUUUCCAUGUGGUCACAAGCACGUUCUGCGGCGUUUGUCGCGACUGUGAUACUGCAUCAAAAAUCGGACAGUUGCAGGACCAAAGACGUAAUCGUCAUGACUACUUUAGAGGCAUUGCAAUAUAAAUGCACACCAUCUAAAUAAGUGACUGAGGUGUUGGUGCAGUGUGUGAUAUAUUAGGUUAAUUUGCAUACACCUGACAACUUUUCUACAAAUAUUAUUGAACAAUAGUUUAUUGAUCUCUAUAGACAAAAUAAAACUUUAAAGUUACACUUUUAAUGUACAUUGGGUAUCUCUAAAUUUGUUUUCUGUUUCUUUGUACCGUUUCACUUUAUAUCAUAGUGGACUUCAAGUAUUCUAUAUUUAUGCUUAAUUGGCUUGUUUGUAUUCCAACAAACUCAUCAUAGUUAUUGUAUAUAGUCAAAGUAAACAGAUGUCACCAAGUAUUUGGAUAUUUGUGGUGAGUCAAUACUAUUCCUGCUUUGUAUAAACUUAUAUACAAACAUUGAGAUAGCACUUAGUUAGCCUGUACUAUUUUAUAUAACUAUAAUUUGUUUACUUUUUGUUGCUACCAAUGACCUUCUCUCCAUUUGUUAAGGUAUUUAAAAAGGUAAACAAUGUUGAUGACCCUGUGUCUCAAAACUCGGUUUAAAAAUUAUUUUUUACUUAAACAAAUAUAAAACAGCAAUUUUUUGCCAGAUCCAAUAUACCAAAGUGAUAUGUUGUUUACUUAUUUAAAUACUUAAAUAGAUGUGAUGAUAACAUGAAUUGAAUGAAUAGUGAGACAUACACAGAUUGCAAUACUUAAUCAAUUAUCUGUUAAGAGUUUAUCAAUGUUCAUUGUAGAAAACAACCCUAGAAAAGAUUACAGAACAAAAAUUCAAGACAGUACACACACAUUAAAAAAUAUCCGAUACAACUUGUAACUUACUUUGUAAACAAAUUAAUAAAAGCUAGUUGUUAAAUACAUAAUCUCAAAUUAUAUUAAUGAGCAAAAAAAAUAAAGACAUUCUAAAAUUCUAAAUUCUAAAAGUAAUUUGUUUUUAAAUGAAUGAUAUGCGCUCUUUAGAAACACAUGGCUUGUGAUUUAAGAGACUGAAUAGAAACGGAAUUUAGUUUUGUAGCUGUUUGUAAUUAAAAAUUACCCGAACUGACACUGAAAUUCUGAUGAGCGUUUCUAUGUAACUUGUCAGUCUUUCCUUCUUUGAAUUGUGACUGGACAACUCAGUCUAUGCAAACAAGUGAAGUUUUUUUCUAUAGCAUGUUUCGAAUAUAAAUCUUCUUUAAAUACGUAGAAAACAAACCUAUAUUUAAUGGGAUAGUUGUCUUUAUUAACUUCUUGCAGUAUAAAGUAAUUGAAUGAAUGCUUCAUUUCUCACGUGUAUUUUUUUUAAAAACGAAGUAUGUUUAAGAGUACCCCACAGAACUGCUUAGCCUAUGAGAUCAUAGUCUCUAUUACAAUAAUAAUCAUUCAAAAUAUGUACCUACAUUUUUUAUAGAAUCUGAUCAUUUUAACUGCCGUUUAUAAUAUUUACAAUGACAUGUAUAAUUAUGCACUGUAGCACUGUGGUUUUGUUAUAUUGUUCCAAUAAAUCCUAUGGUCAUUUUUGCUUUAUGGGGCAAUAUAUACAAAAUUAAUAUGUAUAUUUUUAUUAGCUUCACUAGUAUGUUUGUUUGUAACUGACUCCUUUGGACUUGAUUACUAUCAUCUGCGAACGGUGAAAUUUUAUUCAAACUUAGACUUAUUGAAGACCGAUGAUAAACAGUAAUUCAACCGUUUAGUUCGGAGUAUUUAUAAAAGUGUUUUUUUUUUAUGUUAUUUAUUCUAUCCUACAGCGACUGAUUUUAUAUACCUAAUAUCAACGGACUACAAAGGUGUUGCAAAGUAUUUUCAUAGAUCUAUUUAGUUAGUAUAUUAAAUGUAAGAUGAUGUUUCCUUAUUAUUUUGUUAAUUGUUAAGGAAAAUAUUUUUCUAUUGGUGUUGGUAAUGAAAGUAUUUUUGUCGAGUUUAUUGUGCCCAGUUGUUGGAGCAUACAAAUUUAGUUUUUGGAAAUAAAGGCUUAUUUUCUGUUA